Selaginella moellendorffii is the source of this 1676-nucleotide messenger RNA. Its product is annotated as 2,3-dimethylmalate lyase. The transcript is spliced from 9 exons. Lineage: Eukaryota; Viridiplantae; Streptophyta; Lycopodiopsida; Selaginellales; Selaginellaceae. Gene Ontology annotation, molecular function: catalytic activity. The record is from RefSeq and is a predicted model, not a curated record. Bases 24 to 1472 code for a protein of 482 amino acids.
UCAUGCCCUAGCCUUGUAGCGCCAUGGAGGCUCUCGUCGCAUCGAUCGGAGCUUCUUCAUCUCAGUCGCCCUCUUGUCACGACAAGAAAUCGGCCAGGUAUGUCCCCGCGGCAAUGCAGCCCUCGAGGAAUCGAGCAUCGCCGCUCCCUAGGCUGGCAGCAGCUCGUCGCGAUGAUCAAGCAGCUACCGCGGCCAGGAUUACGAGCGAGCAAGGAUCUGCCGCUCCCGCCAAGGAAUUCCGGGGGAUCCUCGCCUCUCCUGGGCUGCAUUUGGGCCCGGCAUGCCACGACGCGCUCAGCGCCAAGCUCGUCCAAAACGCGGGCUUCAAAUUCACGUUUAUGAGCGGCUUUGGCGUGUCUGCCUCUAGACUAGCUUGUCCAGACACUGGGCUUAUUUCUUAUGGAGAGAUGGUCGAUCAAGGAAGGAACAUCACGGCGGCCGUGUCCAUCCCCGUCAUAGGAGAUGGCGACGCUGGCUAUGGAAAUGCCAUGAACGUUAAGAGGACUGUAAAGGGGUACAUACAAGCUGGUUUCGCAGGAAUUCUUCUGGAAGAUCAGAUAUUGCCCAAGGCCUGCGGUCACACAACUGGAAGGGAAGUUGUGUCGAGGCAGGAGGCGAUUGCGCGAGUCAAAGCUGCGGUCGAUGCUCGAGAAGAGUCAGGAGAGGAUUUAGUGAUAGUUGCAAGGUCUGAUGCUCGCCAGGCGGUUUCUUUGGAGGAAGCGCUGUGGCGAGCGGAGGCAUUUGCCGAUGCGGGAGCUGACGUGCUUUUCAUCGACGCUUUGAUGUCGAAAGAGGAGAUGCGGAAGUUUUGUGGCCGUGUUCCAGCCGUGCCGAAGCUGGCUAACAUGCUCGAGGGAGGAGGGAAAACACCGCUGUUGGCACCGAUCGAGAUUGAAGAAAUCGGGUAUAAGAUUGUAGCCUAUCCACUGUCCUUACUUGGGGUCUCAAUUCGCGCAAUGCAGGAUGCUUUGGUUGCUCUUAAAAGUGGACGAUUUCCCAGCAAAGUUCCUGCGUUUGACGAAGUGAAAGACGUAGUGGGAUUCAAUCGCUAUUACGAUGAGGAGAAGCGCUACUUUGGUAUCAGCAAAAGCAGGAGAACAUCUGAAACCGCUAAUAACUUCAGCACGAAAGAAGAAACACCAUUCCACGAUAAGCAAAGUUCGACUGUGCAAGUUAUCACUCCGGAAGUUUUAGAAGAAGAUUCUGAUUCCGACUGGGCAAAGAAAAGCAGCAAUCUGCUUGGAAUUUGGUCGCGUGUUCUACGAGUUAAAAUAACAGGGAGCAGUGGAAUAGUGAAGCUCGAUGUCAGAAUUCCUGCUGGGUUUCUCGAUGGUCUGGCUAAAACAAUACCUGGUGUUGCUGGGAUAAAUUUCAAGGAGAUACUCGAUAACGCGUCGUCUCCCACCAGCGGCCAGCAGCUCCUUGAUAUUGAGGAUAAGCAAGGGGAUCGGAUCCAAAUAUUUUUCGAGUGAGGCGUUUGGCGAGCUCAGUAGCAAAGUGCACAGCAAGGCUGCAUGCAGUGCGCAACAUGACUUACUUUAUCGCAUUGCCACUAAAAGGAAAUUAUAAAAAUGUUUCGAGGACCCGAAAUGAAGGACUGCUGUUGAGCGGCAGAGUUUACUGUACGACUUCUUUGUUUCGCUUUCCUCUUUCACAUUUCUCUUCAUUUCUCUCUA